Molecule: messenger RNA, 548 nt
Organism: Gossypium arboreum
Lineage: Eukaryota; Viridiplantae; Streptophyta; Magnoliopsida; Malvales; Malvaceae
Product: auxin-induced protein 15A-like
Exons: 1
Coding region: 122-367 (81 amino acids)
Biological process (GO): response to auxin
Source: RefSeq, a predicted model, not a curated record
AUACAAGUAAGAUUAAGUUCAUUGCCAACACCUACCUUCAACAUUCUCAAGCUUGCUUUCUAAGUUAUCUGAGAUCCUCCACUUCUUCCUUUUUCAAAGCAUACAUCUAUUGUAAACAAAAAUGGCUAUCCGCUUGCCUCGUAUCAUAAGCUCUAAGAAAGUUCCCAAGGGCUACUUUGCAGUUUAUGUUGGAGAAAACCAGAAGAGGUUUGUGAUACCAGUGUCAUUCUUGAGCCAGCCUUUAUUUCAAGAUUUGCUAGGCAAGUCAGAAGAAGAGUUCGGAUAUAGUCAUCCUACCGGUGGUCUCACAAUUCCCUGCAAUGAAGAUAUUUUUCUUGAUGUUACCUCUCGCUUGAAUCAAUUGUGAGAGAAUCAACACAAAUCUGCCUAUACAAUUUUGUAAAGCCAAAAUGUCUAACACCAUGUAAACAUUUUUUCUCCAUCUCUUUUGCCUUGGGGAGCAAAUACAAGUCUCCCUAAGUGAAAAAUUACAGAUGGUUGUUACUGUAACUUCUAUCAAUCAGCAUGGAAAAUGACAGUUCAAAACA